AUGGUUUCCCUAACAAAUUUAACCGAUCCCACUCAGCACCACCAGCUAUUCGAAUAUAUACAGAAGCUGAAGGAUGACCCAAAUGGUUGGCGAAAUUGCAUUGAGAAUAUUGUCACAGGAAAUUUCUCUGGUGUUGAAGAGCAUUUCGUAUUUCUACAAGUGAUCGAAUCAUAUUUAUCAAAUCACUAUGCAAAAGAUGAUAAGGGUCAAGAAAUUAUUCGAUUGUGGAUGUCGAACUGGAUGCAAACAUUGUCAGCUGCUGAGGUACCGCCAAACUAUUUGAGUAAUAAAAUGGCACAGCUAUUCGCGUUGGUGUUCGCUGCUGAUUUUCCUGUUCGAUGGCCACAUUUUAUGCAUGAGGUGUUCCUUCACCAUCUGGAAUCGCCCAACGUAGUCGUGUUUUUUCUACGUACCCUAUUGGCUAUCGACACUGAAGUGGUUGAUCGUGAAAUACAGCGUACGAAAGAGGUAUUCGAUCGUAAUACACAGAUUAAAGACGCGAUGAGAGAUUUGUGUAUUGUUGAUGUGGCUCAUGAAUGGACAAAGAUAUUGAGUGUUGAGGGGAAUGUCAAAGCACGCGAAUUAUGUCUCGAUGCAAUAGCGUGUUAUGUGGAUUGGAUCAGCAUUGAAUUGAUUGCGAACGAUACAAUGAUACCGUUGAUUAUUGGAUGCCUGGAUGAUGAGGAAAUAAGCGAAUCAGCAGUUCGUGCCAUAUGCGCGAUAAUUGAAAAGGGUAUGGAUGCACAGAAAAAGUUCUCGCUUGUAUCGGCAUUAUGUGUGGUGUUACAACAAGCCGGUUCACUUUCGAUCAAUGCAGAAAGUGAUAGUGACGAGGUGAUGAGGAAUGGAAUAUUGUUAAGUGCGAUCGGUUGUGCGUUGAUCGAAUGUCAUAAUCGAUUCGAUAAAGACAGUGAAUUGUCGAGUAGAAACGAAUGCGACGAUUUAUUGGAGAAGACACUUCCGCCUGCAUUAUUCACUUUAUCGCAUGAGGAUUUGGAAGCAUCGGAAACAGUGAUAGAAUUUUUACGUGAAUUUGUGAAUAUGUUAAAAGGAGAACCGCUUAGUCAGCCACAUGAAGCGUUUCUCAUUGAGUUGAUAAGGCUGCUUGUAAAAAGGUAUAGAACACCGAAAGAUAUCGAUUUGGAGAAGGAUGGUGAGAACGAAGUGGAGUUCAUGGAGUAUCGUAAACAACUGAGGUCUCUGAUGAGUUCCGUCGGAACUUUGAAACCCGACCUGAUCGUCAGCAGUCUUGGACCAUUAGUGUAUAGUUUGUGUAAUGAAUGGGCGAGCAGUGAAGUGCGUCAAAUUGAAGCAGUGCUUUCGUUGGUUUAUUCACUUGCAGAAAUUAUACAGAGCAGUUUCUUAUCAAACAAUGACGAUAUAUCGACACGUGCCAAAGCUCUCAUUCUACAGGUAUUAUCAAGCGAAGUGACCAAGAGUGGUGCGUCUGUUGUGAGUACAACUUUUUUUGAAAUCGUUUGUCGGUACGAUCGAAUCCUUGUCGCUAAUCCCAAACCACUUCGAUCGAUUUUGGAAGCGUUCGUUGACUCUUUGACACAUCCGUCAGCACGAGUGCGAGCUCGGAUUGUUUACUUGUUCUGUCGAUUCGUUAAGGCUCAUCGGCAAUCGUUUGGUGACUGUGUUAUUAAUGUUUUAUUACGAUUGGCUCCCAUGCUAGCGGUUGAGAUGGAUGUUAAUGCGAGGUUCAGUGAAGACGAUCAGAUGUUUUUAUAUGAAGCAACGUCAACACUGAUUGUGUUUGGGUCGUUGGGGAGAGAGUUGAAGGAGACGUAUAUGAAUGAGUUAGCCGGAUCGCUACUGCAGAAAUUCAAUGAUGCUCACAAUCAAUUAUCUCAACUCACCAAUGAAGAAGAUAUUAAGAAGUGUACCCAUUAUAUGGCGAAUAUCAUUGGUUACAGUUCGAGAAUAACGAAAACGUUCAGUGGAGCAAAUACGAUGGCUAGUUGUAAUUGUGUAGUGAUUUUUUACGAGAUUAUGAACACAUAUCUGGAGAAAGUGCCAGAUGAAAACGAUGAGAUGAUGGAUGCACUACGUCAGUAUUUACAUCGGAUGGUAGUUUCUUUAGAUGAACAAAUAUUACCAUCGUUAUCAGCCAUAUUCAAUAAAUUCGUUACGCCAAAGUCGAAUUUGAAGAACCUGAACGAUUUUUUGAUUCUCGUACAACAAAUGUUUUCAAAACUAAAGAAGAGGCUAAUCGAUAGUGGAUUGAAUCUUCGUGCGUUAUUUGAAAUUAUUUGGACAGUUCAUUCGACUUAUCAGAGUGACCCAACCGAUGAAUCGUCAACGCGAAAUAUUUGUUACUUGAAUCGAUCCUACUUGCAAAUGGUGUCGAGUAUUUGCGCAAAUGACCUUUUACCACUCAUUGUUAAUUGUGGUAUUGAUUUCAUGGUUCAAUUAUGCGCAUCUCUUUUAACAUUCUGUUCGUGUUCUGAUACAGUCGCGCAAAAGGCGGCAUUAUCAGCGGUAUCGAAAUUGAUGUAUGGAUGCUUCAGUAAUGGUUCGAUUAUAUUUGCUGAAUUACCUAUUUGGGAACAAGCCAUCAUCACUGCUCUACAGGUACCGCUGAGUGAACGCUUUGAUGCAGGUGAUGCGCAGAGUAUUUUAGUACAGCAUGAGGCAUCCACAUGCCUUCAGUUACUACGGUUUUGUCACGCUGAAAGAUUCGAUACUAUUGUCAGCAAUCUGUUACCUGCAGAAGUCGCACAAAAAACUGUAGAAUAUUUGAGUUCUGUGAAGGGUAAAGAGCUUGAUAAGAAAAUGGAUGAAUUAUUCGACAUUUUGCGGAAGAGACGAAAUUCAGUUUAG
This is a messenger RNA of Anisakis simplex (herring worm), 2826 nucleotides long. Lineage: Eukaryota; Metazoa; Nematoda; Chromadorea; Rhabditida; Anisakidae. The record is from the annotation of a GenBank genome assembly.